Molecule: messenger RNA, 2294 nt
Organism: Cynara cardunculus var. scolymus (artichoke)
Lineage: Eukaryota; Viridiplantae; Streptophyta; Magnoliopsida; Asterales; Asteraceae
Product: long chain acyl-CoA synthetase 6, peroxisomal-like
Exons: 23
Coding region: 52-2136 (694 amino acids)
Biological process (GO): fatty acid metabolic process
Cellular component (GO): endoplasmic reticulum; membrane
Molecular function (GO): long-chain fatty acid-CoA ligase activity
Source: RefSeq, a predicted model, not a curated record
AUAUAUGCUAUACAUUGUGUUCAAAAUCUGAUCUUCAGUUCACAAAACUCAAUGGAGUCUAAAUACAGCCGCCGGCUUCAAACAAUUCAAAACCAUGUUACCGCCGAUCCUCAGUCAAUGCCGGUGCUGCAACUCAACCAGACAGCUGGGGAGUUUUUUGCUGAACAAGGGUACAGUGUUGUUCUUCCAGAGAAGUUGCAGACAGGGAAAUGGAAUGUUCACAGAUCUACUAUCUCCCCUUUGAAGCUUCUCAGUAGAUUCCCUGAUCAUCCUGACAUUGGUACCUUGCAUGAUAAUUUUGUGUAUGCAUCAGAAACCUUCCGAGAUUACAAGUAUUUGGGUACACGGAUUCGUGCAGAUGGAACUGUUGGAGAAUACAAGUGGACAACUUACGGGGAAGCAGCUACCGCUCGGUCAGCUAUUGGUUCUGGAUUAGUGGCCCAUGGAAUUCCAAAGGGAUCAUCCAUUGGACUAUAUUUUAUCAACCGACCCGAGUGGAUAAUUGUUGAUCAUGCUUGCUCUGCAUAUUCAUACAUAUCCGUCCCUUUAUAUGAUACCCUUGGCCCGGAUGCUGUCAAGUAUAUUGUGAAUCACUCUUCUGCACAAGCCAUAUUUUGUGUGCCAGAGACGUUGCAUGUAUUAAUGAGCUUCUUGUCCGAGAUUCCCUCUGUGCGUUUGAUAGUGGUGGUUGGAGGCUUGGAUGAACUAAUGCCAUCACUUCCAUCAACAACAGGGGUUAAGGUUGUAUCAUUCUCGAAAUUAAUUACUCAGGGAAGUAAUGACCGUCAUCCUUUUCGUCCACCAAAACCGGAUGAUGUUGCUACAAUAUGCUAUACAAGUGGUACAACCGGGACACCAAAGGGGGUUGUACUUUCCCAUGGAAACAUGAUUGCAAAUACUGCUGGCGGAACUACUGGAAUCAAAUUUUAUCCAUCGGAUGUUUAUAUAUCUUAUCUUCCUUUGGCCCACAUAUAUGAACGGUCCAACGUGCUCCUUUUGGCAUACUAUGGCGGCUCAGCUGGAUUUUAUCAGGGAGACAACUUGAAACUAUUGGAUGACAUGGCUGAGUUAAAACCUACCGUGUUCUGCAGUGUUCCACGAUUAUAUAACAGAGUAUAUGAUGGCAUUAUAAAUGCAGUUAAGACAACUGGUGGUUUGAGGGAAAGGGUGUUUAAUGUUGCAUAUAAUGCGAAGAAGCAAGCAUUACUUACAGGAAAGAAUGCUUCUCCUAUGUGGGACAGAUUAGUAUUUAACAAAAUAAAAGACAAGCUUGGUGGACGGGUUCGUUUUAUGUUUUCUGGUGCCUCACCAUUGUCUCCUGAUGUCAUGGAUUUUCUUAGAGUGUGCUUUGGUUGUCCUGUAAUCGAGGGCUAUGGAAUGACCGAGAGUUCUUGUGCCAUAACUUAUAUGCACGAGAAAGAUAUCGUCUCGGGUCACGUAGGCGCUCCUAAUCCUGCCUGUGAAGUAAAGCUUGUGGAUGUUCCUGAAAUGAACUAUACGUCCGAUGAUCAACCAUACCCUCGUGGUGAGAUUUGUGUGAGGGGACCGAUUGUGUUCCAAGGCUACUACAAAGAUGAAGUGCAAACGAGAGAAGUAAUCGAUGAAGAAGGAUGGCUUCAUACCGGAGACAUUGGGUUGUGGUCAUCUGGUGGCCGCUUAAAGAUAAUUGAUAGGAAAAAGAAUAUUUUCAAAUUGGCGCAAGGGGAGUACAUAGCUCCUGAGAAAAUUGAGAAUGUAUAUGCCAAGUCCAAAUUUGUCGCACAGUGCUUUGUUUAUGGUGACAGCUUCAACUCUUGUUUAGUUGCUAUUGUCUGUGUCGACCCUGAUAUGCUCAAAGCUUCUGCUGCUAAGGAAGGAAUAAAGUUUGAAAGUUUAGAACAAUUGUGCAAUGACCCAAGGGCAAGGACGGCUGUCCUGGCUGACAUGGAUGCCAUUGGAAAAGAAGCUCAGCUGAGAGGUUUCGAGUUUGCACGAUCCAUCACUUUGGUAGCUGAGCCAUUCACCAUGGAGAAUGGUUUGCUCACUCCAACAUUUAAGGUUAAGAGGCCACAAGCAAAAGCAUACUUUGCAAAGGCAAUAGCUGAUAUGUAUGAAGAGGUGUCAUCAUCUAAGCUUUCAGGGGAAAGAAUUAUGUGAAGUGAAAAAAGAGGCAUGGCAUUGCAUUGCAUUGUUGUAAGGGUUGUUCCACAUUCAUUUUGUAUUAGAAUCAUAUGUGGUUCAUUCAAAUUAUUGAAAAAUGUAUUCCAAAUGGAUAUUUUAUGUCAAUCACAAAUAGAAAGGUUAUGUGGCUAAAC